Anopheles coustani is the source of this 1890-nucleotide messenger RNA. RefSeq lists its product as uncharacterized. Gene Ontology annotation, molecular function: glutamate-gated receptor activity. Bases 1 to 1890 code for a protein of 629 amino acids. The transcript has 2 exons. Gene Ontology annotation, cellular component: membrane. NCBI's taxonomy places the organism in Eukaryota, Metazoa, Arthropoda, Insecta, Diptera, Culicidae. The record is from RefSeq and is a predicted model, not a curated record.
AUGGUACUUUGUGUGUAUUUUUUGCUUUGGUGGCCUUUUCAUGGCGUGCUCUGUGAACGACCGGUGUUACUUGACUUUGCGACGGAAGGGAGGACCAAUGUUUUUGUGAGCAUAGUAGCGGCGCACUAUCGGGAGCUUGGGGCGUACGUAAAUAUCCGAGUUCAAAAUAGAAACUCGUCGGUAGCUACCCUGGAACAAAAGGAUUUAAUCGACAGUCUGGUAAGAAGCUCGUGUGCCGAGACGUUGACAACGGUUGCAUUCAGUGAUCUCCCGAUCGAGGAAGGAAGACCUGCGUAUUAUAAUGUGUUCCUCGUUCAGAAUUAUGCAUCAUUGUGUGAUCUGUUAAAUGGUAUGAGUUAUAGGACCCAUCACUUUCAUGGUUUGUACACUAUUUUCAUCCAAGAAUCAUCUCCGGAUUCGGUGGAAGAAGUUGUACAAAAGUUGUGGAGCCUUUGGAUCAUAAACGUCGUUGUGAUCGUACAGGAUCGCCGGAGAGAGACUGUUGCCUACACCUACGAUCCUUACGAAGAGAGUAAGUGUGAUACGGCCGAACCGAUAGAGAUCGGUCGGUACAUCGAUGGCACCUGGAGUACCCCGGUGAACGAUUGGUUCCCCGAUCGAACGGUGAAUUUUCACAACUGCCCUCUGAAGGUCGGUGUGGUCGAGGUAAAACCGUACUCAAUGUUUCGUCAAGAAGGCAACCUCACAGUGUACUAUGGGCUUGAGGUGUACGUUGCGGAAACUAUCGCUAAACGGUUAAACUUCUCGAUCCAGUACGAGAUGCCGAAGGACAACAUCAAAUGGGGUAUGCUGCAGCCCGGAAACAGCACCGGUUUGGUCGGAAUGAUUCAGCGACGGGAGGUAUCGUUCGGUUUCGGUAGUCUUGGAUUUUCCCAUAGCAGACACACGUACCUGAAAUGGAGCACACCCAGUCACGUGACGCAGAUGAUCAUGGGUAUACCGCCGAAGCGGGCGUACACGUCACUAGAGAAACUUUUUCAACCGUUCACCAUCGGCGCCUGGAUUUGUAUUGCCUUCGGCUAUACGAUGUUCGGGCUGAUGACACUUGUUUUGAUCAAACUAGACCUAAGCCACGCACGCGAACAUCUCCCCAACCCGCUGUACACGCUGUGGGUGUUGUUGAUGGGUGGAUCCGGGACUCACUUCCGGCUGGACAGCUGGCGUAUUUUCAUAAUUGGAUUCAUCAUCAACACGCUAGUCAUUCGAACGCUUUAUCAAGCGGGAAUGUUCGAGCGUCUGCAGGCAUCAGCCUCGCUGGCUUCGGACUUGGACACGAUAGAGGCGAUUAACAGGUCAGGACUUCACUACACGAUGUUUCGUUCUACAACACAAUUCUUUAAGGAUAACCCGCUGAUACCGACCAGCCAUGUUCGAGUGAUCCAGAAUGACAGGCAAAACUGGGAUGAAAUAUUGUAUGCCCUCUCGAAGGACAAGCUAGGCGGGGUCAUUCCACUACCGCUCGACUGCAUUGCGUACUACGUGAAGCGGUUCGGAAAGAAUGGAAUAGUUUACGUUGGCAAGCACACCGGGUUCACAUACCCAAUUGGUAUGCACUUCCCCAAGACGACGUCUCUGCAGGAGCCAUUUAAUGCCUGGAUUCACAAGCUACACGCGGUUGGCUUGAUCCGCUACUGGACGGAGGAAUUUCACGACAACCGGUACUGGACGAAUGACAAAGAAAAACCUGAACCGGCCAGCCUCAAGUGGAAUCAAAUUUCAGGUGCAUUUCUCAUGUGUGGUGCAAUGCUGCUGAUGGCCACGGUGGUAUUCUUCGGAGAGGUAAUUUACUUCUAUUAUUUCUCUGGCUCAUUGUGCAAACGAAAGAGUUGGUCGAAAAAAGGAAAAUGUUUUGCUUGUGAACGGCACUAG